Otolemur garnettii (small-eared galago) is the source of this 978-nucleotide messenger RNA. It is a transcript of the gene MAS1, whose product is annotated as MAS1 proto-oncogene, G protein-coupled receptor. The transcript has a single exon. Lineage: Eukaryota; Metazoa; Chordata; Mammalia; Primates; Galagidae. Gene Ontology annotation, biological process: G protein-coupled receptor signaling pathway. Bases 1 to 978 code for a protein of 325 amino acids. Gene Ontology annotation, molecular function: angiotensin receptor activity. The record is from RefSeq and is a predicted model, not a curated record. Gene Ontology annotation, cellular component: membrane.
AUGGAUGGGGGGAACGUGACAGCCUUUGUCGUGGAGGCCACCAUGAACGCCUCCGCCCAGGGGAACGGCUCUGUGGGGAGCGUGCGCCGGCAGGUCCCCGCCGUGCACUGGGCGAUCCUGAGCCUCUCCCCGCUGGGCUUCAUGGAGAACGGGAUUCUGCUCUGGUUCCUCUGCUUCCGCAUGCGGAGAAACCCCUUCACGGUCUACAUCACCCACCUGGCCGUGGCCGACAUCUCCUUGCUCUUUUGCAUCUUCAUCCUGUCCAUUGACUACGCCUUAGAUUAUGAGCUGUCCUCUGGCCACUACUACACAACUGUCACCUUAUCGGUGACCUUCCUGUUUGGCUACAAUGCAGGCCUGUAUCUGCUGACGGCCAUCAGUGUGGAGAGGUGCCUGUCGGUCCUCUACCCCAUCUGGUACCGCUGCCACCGCCCCAAGCACCAGUCGGCAUGUGUCUGUGCCCUCCUGUGGGCACUUUCUUGCUUGGUGACCACGAUGGAGCACGCCAUGUGCAUCGACAGUGGAGAAGAGAGCCGCUCUCGGAGUGACUGCAGGGCGGUCAUCAUCUUUAUAGCCGUUCUGAGCUUCCUGGUCUUCACCCCGCUCAUGGUGGCAUCCAGCACCAUCCUGGUGGUGAGGAUCCGGAAGAACACGUGGACGCCCCACUCCUCAAAGCUGUACAUCGUGAUCGCGGCCACCAUCGUCAUCUUCCUCAUCUUCGCCAUGCCCAUGAGGCUCCUGUAUCUGCUGUACUACGAGUACUGGUCGGCGUUCGGGAGCCUGCACCACGUCUCUCUGCUCUUCUCCACCAUCAACAGCAGCGCCAACCCUUUCAUUUAUUUCUUUGUGGGCAGCAGUAAGAAGAAGCGGUUCAAGGAGUCUCUAAAAGUGGUUCUGACCAGGGCUUUCAAAGAUGAGACGCAGCCUCGGCGCCAGGAAGACAACGGUAACACCAUCUCCCUUGAGACGGUCGUCUAG